UCUCUCUUUCUCUGUAUUCUCACUUGAAUCUUUGCUGAUUCCUCUAUCAAACCAACCAACCAACCAACCAACCAACCAAUCAAUCAACCAACCUUAUCGCCAUGGCAGCAGACUUGGUGGUUGGCAUCGACAUUGGGAUGACUGGGACUGGAAUCGCCCACAAAUCGAAGUGGGAUGGAAAACCAACAGCUUUGAGGUGGGGGAAAGACAUAAAAAUCCCCACCAGGUUGUUCUACUGUGACCGUCAUCAGCCACCAAAGCUCGUUGGAUGGGGACUAGAAGUCCCCGAUGAUUCUGCGAAGCCAUUUACAACUCGAGAAUGGUUCAAGGUAGACUUUGGAAACAAGGAUGCCGACCAGACGCAGGUCGAGAGCCUCUACACCGAUUUCCUUGGUUGUUUAUACCAGGAACUGAGGUUCAGACAGUUUACACCAAAGAUUCUAAGAGGAAAGUCCUUUGAAGAAUCCACCAUUAACUUUCUUUUCAGUGUUCCCGCCACAUGGGACCCAGCUCUCGUGAGCAAUUUCAAACAACUUAUUUCUAACGCCGGGUUUGACCAUGUUAAAGACCACACUAUUCAUGUGGCCAUGACUGAGCCACAAGCGGUUGCUGCGUUCCAGAUGUGCCGAUCACAGUCGUCUGACCAAACCAAGGACGGCGACAAUGUCUUGAUCGUCGACGCUGGCGGGGGCACUACUGACUUUUGCUUGCUGAAGAUCCAAGAUAAAUUCCAUGGAACAUCCGAGGUCCACAAAUCAUCUCAGGCUAUCGAGAUACAACCGGUAUCUGCUUGUGGAAUUGGUUCCGUCAACAUUGACAAGGACUUCGAAGACUUGGUGAAGGAACACGUUGAAAGUCACGGAGGAAUUCUCACAAAAUCCCCCGAACAAGUUGCUUGGCACGUACGAGAUAGCGACGAUUAUCGAGAUUGCAAGCACAAAUUUGGGACCGAGGGCUUUGAUGACUUGACAUUUACAAUCCCUUUCCAGAAGAGUAAUCUAGGCGAACCAGCAAGCCUUCCCCGAAUCGAGCCCUUCAGUCUAAUUGCUACUACUAUGGCGUCUCUAUUCGACACACAGAUUAAUCGGAUCAAGGAGGAAAUAAAAGCCUUUUUGAAACAACUCGAGAAAAGAAGAGACACUGUAGACACCAGCCGUAAUUAUAUCAUAGCUGGCGGCUUGGGAAGUUCUCCCUACUUCAAGGACAGGCGAUGAACGCCUUCCGUCCACCCGCCAGAGUGCUGUGCAUGAAUUGAGCUAGUUAAGAUUGGAGGCAUUUCGAUCUCGCUCGGCCAAUGGAGGCUAACCUGGUC
Messenger RNA from Fusarium redolens, 1312 nucleotides. RefSeq lists its product as uncharacterized. Lineage: Eukaryota; Fungi; Ascomycota; Sordariomycetes; Hypocreales; Nectriaceae. The record is from RefSeq and is a predicted model, not a curated record. The coding region runs from base 102 to 1214 and encodes 370 amino acids. The transcript has 7 exons.